GGAAGUGAAGUCGCCAUUUUCAGACAGAGUUUUUUUUCGGUCGCUUUACACAACACUUUUGAGCAAUACAAAUUUUAACACUAAAAUACUGCGUCGAGCGGUUCUUUUAAUUAAAUCGAAGACCAGGAAACAAGAUGCACGGUGAACUAACACCGCAGACGUGCCGGGUUUGCCUGGAGCCGAGUACACGUCUGCAGAGACUGGAGGAGUGCCGCGAGGAGGGCGAGGAGACGCCAAACGAGAUGCUUACCCAACUUCUGGGAGUUUCCUAUAGCAAGUUAAAUGAAAGCGAACACAUCCCCGAUGGCAUCUGCCGGUCAUGCAAGGUGGAGCUCAACAUGGCCUUUCAGUUCCGCGAGAAGGCCCUCCGCAAACAGGCGGAGAUCGAGGCCUAUCUCCGCGAAAUGGGGCUGAUUGAAGAAGAGUCCGAGGAGGUAUUGAUCAAGGAAGAGGAGGGCUCGCAAACGCAGUGCGACGAUGAGUAUGUCAUUGAGGAGAGCACUGUUGAAAAAGAGCAUGAGGAGUACCUGGAUGUGGACGCCACAGAUCAGCAGGAGUGCAUGGGUGAUACCAUCGAGUACCUAGAUGAUAACUAUACGAUUGACAUGAAUCAAGAACAAAGCGAGAUAGUGGUGGAGGAGGCCAGGGAGGAGUACGAGGAGACACCCGCUCAGCAGCUGGUGCUGCAGGAGGCGGCCAAGACCAGUAUGAAGGCCCGGCGUGGACGCGUUCGUCGCGGUCUCAACUCGCUGACCACAUCCGACGGCACCGAGAAGGGCGGCUACAUCUGCGACGUCUGCGGAAACUUCUACGAGAAGCGAGGAAGGAUGAUGGAGCAUCGGCGAAGGCACGAUGCCGUUUGCCAGUAUGCAUGCGAAUUGUGCGAUGCCAAGUUCCAGGUGCGAGAGCAGCUGCGCAAGCACAUGUUCUCCCACACCGGCAGCAAGCCCUACAAGUGCAGCUUCUGCAGCCGACAAUUCUUUUACGAGAGCGUGCUCAAGUCCCAUGAAAAUGUUCACCGUGGCAUCAAGCCGUACGUGUGCAAGGUGUGCGACAAGCCAUUCGCCUACGCCCAUUCGCUGACCAAGCACGAGCUCAUUCACACGGACAUCAAGCAAUACCGCUGCGACUAUUGCCACAAGGACUUCCGUCUCUUGCAUCAUAUGCGGCAGCACGAGGAGACCAAGCUGCAUCAAAAUGCCGUGUUGCUGGCCGAGAGUAUGAAGGAAGAGAUGGUGGGCGAAGUCGACGGGGCGAUGAGCUAAGAAGCCAAACUCAUGAAGGACGCAGAAUAGAUGAAAUUAUUUUAGGUAAUCUUAAGUGCUAUCCCACAAAAUCCUUAAGGACCAUUUCAAUACUAGUUCUAAGGCAUACAUUUAAGGGAUCUCUGCUAACUCAAUGUACGAAUUCGAGAAAAAAAAACAAUAAGAAAUAUAUAUUUUAUGUUUGAAUAA
Messenger RNA from Drosophila kikkawai, 1454 nucleotides. It is a transcript of the gene Zif, whose product is annotated as Zinc-finger protein. Lineage: Eukaryota; Metazoa; Arthropoda; Insecta; Diptera; Drosophilidae. Gene Ontology annotation, biological process: regulation of transcription by RNA polymerase II. The record is from RefSeq and is a predicted model, not a curated record. Gene Ontology annotation, molecular function: zinc ion binding; DNA-binding transcription factor activity; RNA polymerase II cis-regulatory region sequence-specific DNA binding. Gene Ontology annotation, cellular component: nucleus.